AUGCAGAAUUCCUCAUCCAGUUGUAACCGCGAGCUCUCUCAGAUGGCAUUUGAACUGUUCGAGUUAGUUUGUUUGCUGAGGGUUCGUCCACGUGUUUCUCAGCAGCUCUCCAAAGGUAAACGUCCUUGUCUUCUGCACGAUAUGAAACAGCUGUUUUUUAUAGAAAGUUAUCAAGGGUUGGAGGUACCAUCGUUAAAAAAAUUAUUGACAAUAAAUGAUGUUGGAAACCAUCAUAAUGUAAAAUUGAUUUUGGUUUGAGUCGGUGGAUAGUUUAGGUCAUCAAAGUUUUGUGUUACCAAAGUUAUUAACAAUAAAUCCAUGAUAGAGUUUCCAAGGGAAGUUAAUCGAUGAUGGUUUGUGGAAGGUUUGAGUCAAGAAGGGUACGAGUUAUGUGGUAGAAGUUGUUAUCUUGAUUUAACACCACAUUCUCAUAACUAAUUUACCUGGAAAUCUGUAGCAGUUAGAGGGGAGAAUUAACAAUCAGAUCUUGGGAGAUAAAGGAGUAAAUGAUAUCUCACUCGUCUUUAAUAUGCAAACCAACUGACUCCAUUAUGUCUCCCAUUACUUGUAGAUGACAUCAAACGAUUGCCCUCCAUUCAACAAGCUGCUUUUCAUGAAGAUGACAAACGCAAUUUGAUGGUGUUACUCUGUAGUAAUGGUAAGUUUAACCCUUAACACCCUAACAUCAGUAUGCAUAUUCUCCAUACUGUUCUUGAUACAUUUGUUAAGGUGUUGACAAGGAGAAUUUGUUAAAACAAUCAAGAGCUCUUUUUCAUCAAUUGUUGAUCAUUUCUUUUAUUCUCGUGACUUAAAUGAGUGAUUCUGGGGUGAUAUUGUAAGGAGAAAUUAGAUGCUAGUCAUGCUUCAUAGGAAAAGGGUUAAGAGAAUAUAAAUCUCCCAGAACUUACACCAAGUGUUUUAUUGUGCUGCUUGAAAAACCUUGUAUUUGUUUUUUAAAUUUUUAUGUGUAGGAUCUUUAUUACUGCGUGCUGAGGAGAAAGGUGCUGCUUCAGUUGUAAAGCAAGUUUCUUGGUACCAGGUAAAGAUUUAUUUUGAUUUUUUUUGUUUUUGUAUUUUUUUUUUUUUUUGUAACAAACUAAACCGUUAUUGCAGAGGUCAUGGGUUCAAAUCCUGUAUGAGCCUUAAUUAUUUUUUAAUAAUAAUUAAAUAACUACUAGUCAUUUAAUAAGUAGUGUUCAUAACUUCGAGGAUUGCUUCUAUAUUCGUUUCUUCAAACUUGAGCUACAUUUCAUUUUUUCAUAAUGAUACAUGCUAGUCUUACAGUUUUAACAGAAAACUCCAAAAUUUAUGAAAUGGUCUAAUGCUGCUAAAGAAACUGCUGCAAACAAAAAUUUUCAUUUCACAAAAUAAUAUGACGAUGCUAUUAAAAAAGGAAGGCUUAGGUGUGCAUGGUAUUGAUAAGUAUUUUGAAGUAUUGUUAAUCAAUCAAAUGAUAAUUAAACAUAGUGUUUUGGACACGGAUUUGUACAAUGCCAAGGAGUUAGGGUACUUGAAUAUUGUUGUUGUUUGAUCUUCUUACAAGUGCUUUACACUGUAAAUCACAAUAUGAAUUAUAGUUUGUUAAUUAACACUGAUUUAAAAUUUAUACAACUGUGUUCCUGAUUAAAUCUCAACAGAACCCUGCUAAAGCCAUCAGAAUAAUAACCCUUGACCCAUCAGGUUCAUGGUUGGUCUGUGCAUGUGUAGAUGGCUCCCUGUAUAUUAUACCAGUAGCUGGAAUCACACAGGUAAGAUAAACAGUGUAUGAGUCAGGUGUUCAGACUCCUUUUCACAGAAGAUGUAUGGUUGUAGCAAGAAGCUUUGAUUGUUGAAAAAUUCUCCUUGUCAGUACCAAAUGAAAUGAAGGGAGAGGAGUAUAGAGAAUGUAAAUAUUGAUGUUAUAGUGUAAAGGAAUUCAGAAAAUAUUUUUUUCUGGUCAUUUACUGGUUAACUCGCAAUUAAGUUUUAACUGUUUUACGGGGAUUUUUUUUCAUAAAGUCAAAUUUGUUAGAGUUGUAUUGAUUUUUUCUUCCUUUACUGUUAUAGAGUAAUUCUGAGAUGUCUUGUCAGUAUUGGCCAACAGAUGAUAUAACACUCAUUUACAAAAGUGACAGACGAGGUACAGGGAUUUCAAUAAGAAAUGAUCAAAAAUAUAUUCUCUAACAAUUAUUACUCAGUUGUUUGGGUAAAUGAAAUGCACUGUUAACCCUUUAACUCCCAUGAGUGACCAAGACAGAAUUUCUCCUUACAAUGUCGAUACAAUAUCAACCAGCUAGGUAAUGAGAAUAAAGAAAAAUAUCAACUUGGGGAUAAGUAGUUGAUCCAGAGCUAAAUUCUCUGAACUAACAUUAUAAGAAUUGUAUGGUUGACAGUAGGGAGAAUUACAAAUUUGACCUAUUAAAAUACUGGUAAAAGAGUUCAUGCAUCAGGUCAGACACUUUAUCAAACUUUUUAAUGCAUAUUCUCAGCUGGGUUUUGUAAAGUAACGGAAACUAUUAUUUAAAGGGAAUAUAGAAAUCUGGAAUCUAGAAACCUCACCAGUUCCCCCCUAUGUCUCCUACACAAUUUCAGGUAACUCUUAGCAUUUUUUGUGGGUUUUCUUGAAUGAGGAAAGCACUGAAUAAGGAAGGACACAAGCCAUCUUUGAGCUCAGAAGACUUGAUAAUGGUUUUUUUUUGUUUGUGUUUUUGCAAACAUGGCCUUUUUAUGCUGUUGGUCAGCAAAUCAUAGCUUGUUGUCUUAUUCUGUCUUUGUUUUUUAACAUAAAGUGGGGUAACUGUGGUGCUGCAUUGGUGGGAGAGUAUAACAGGGUAAUUUAGUAUUAUCAACUGUGUUGAUAACAUAAAAUGGCCACUGUAUGGAGUUUCAAAGCUGACGUUUUUCGAGCUUUAGCCUUUUGUCAGGGUGAAUGGCAAAGGGCUCGAAACAUCAGCUUUGAAACUCCAUACAGUGGCCAAUCUACAUUAUCAGCAGUGUUAGCAAUACUUGAUAAUACUUAAUUACUAUGUUUUUAUGUAGGGUCUCCAUCUGAUCUAGUUUGGUGGCAGACAGUAGAUGAUUUGCACAUUGCUGUUAUAGGAACUGAGGUUUGUUUGCCUUAACAGGCACGUACCUUUUACCAGGUUUGUACAGGCCCUGGAGAACCUGGAAUUUUAUUUUGACAUUUUCCAGGACUGAAUAGUCCUGGGGAAAAAACUACAGGCCCUUGAAAAUCCAGGAAAUGUGCGUAAUUAAGUCAAGCAACGAUAAAAGUUUUCAGAAUUUACGUCAUAAGAAACGUAAUUUUUGUAGAUGGUAAUGAGCAUUGAUUUUGAAAUCCUGGGAAUGAAAGAGUUAAAAGUGAAAUUUGGCAUCCAGGAAAAAUCAGCCUGAGUCUUGGUAAAGUCUUGGAAAGGUCCUUGAAAUUUUUUUUGAAAAAGGGUACAAACCCUGUUUUACCUUUCCUAAUGUCAUUUUGGCCCCCUUUUUUUUUCCUACUUUGACAGAAGUCAAACUUGGAAGCUUAGCACACUGUUCUUAUUUCAUUAUGCUUACCUUAGUUAGCUUUCUAACAGAGACAUCUGCUUUUCAGGUAGCUAAUGACCAGUCCUAUUAUUUUUUUUCUAGCUUGGUGAAAUACUGUUUGUGAAUCUCAGGUCAAAAGUGAUGUUAGCUGCAGUUGAAUUUAAGGAGGGUAUCAAGUCCUUUGAGUUGAUGCAAGAUAAACAACAUGAAACAACUUCACUACUGGUAAAGAACACAUCAAUAUGGAACAUACCUCUUACUAACCAAGUUUGAGAUCCCUACUAUAAGUUUUGGAGCAAGUUUUUUUCUUCUCCAAUUUAAAUAUAAAUCCUAGCUGAAAAAUUAAGGUUUGAUAACUCAGUAUGUACCAAGAAAAUGGGGUUAUCAUAACAUAUUUUAAUUAGUAUUUCUCUGGUUUUAACCCUUUAAUUCCCAAGAUCUGAUUGUUAAUUCUCCCCUCUAGCUGCUACACAUUUCCUUGUAAAUAAGUUAUGAGAAUUUGGUGUCAGAUCAAGAUAACAACUUUGAUCUAUCUGAUAAGUUUUAAUAUUCUCAUGACUUGUUGGAUAAUCUUAAUUAACUAUAGGGGAAAGUUAUUUGUUAAUCACUUCUGGGAGUUGAAGAGUUGAUUAUCUAGAGGGGGAAGAUUUCAAUUCAAACAAACGUUUGAAUUUGGCAGGGUGUACAAUGAAUUGUGGCCCUCUAAUUUGACCACCACAGCCCAUGUACUAUAUGUAACUGAGAGAAAUAGUAACAAAUCAAUUCCAAAUGUAAGUUUGAGUAGUUUUGUGGUCUGAAGUGGUAGGUAGCUAUCUUAAUAUAAUGAUCAAAGUAGUCUGCUGUUAUAAAAAAAACCUUUUACCCCAAGAUCUUAUUUAAUUCUCCUUACUGUCUGCAAUAAAAUUAUUUAAUGUUGUGAUGCAUAUGAGUUUCUGACCCCAUGAGAGGAUGUGCUGUUGGGGAAAAAAAUUCCAGCUCUAUAACAACAUAUUCAUGCUUUCAGAUCAACACCAUGUCUGGUGGCACAGUCCAGAUGCAGCUUGAGUACAAGUCCAUGCAGAAAACAGGCUUAGAACAGUUAAAGAGCCCUUCAUCUGUUGCCACAGCUAUGGGGUAUGAGACACUCAACAGGUUGACCAUACCCAUUGAGAGUGUGUUCAGUGGAACAGGUGAUCUGCAGGAUAAGAUAAAACCUAUGCCAACCACUGUAAGUAGUAUUUAAAUGAUUAUUAAUAAUGAUAUUCCUAUUGUAGUUUUUUGAGGGUGAAUCUGUGAGCUCAUGUUGUAGAGCACUGGACUGGGAGUACUGGACUGGGAGCACUCAAAAUAACUGAGGAGAAUAUGCUCCCUUUGCUAUGACAUCUGCUAAUGAGCUUCUCAGAUACUAAAAGUGGUUGGGCACUUCUGCCGACUGGGUUACGAAGCCACAUUGGUUUCAGGAAAAUUCUUUAGGCUUUGACAGGAUUCUGAACUUUUCCUCAUCAUUUUAAAUUCAUAAUAUCAUAGUUUUAGAGUUAAGAACAAAAAAGUUUUACUUUUUGAUUUCACAGACCUCUACUGGUAUUAUUCAGUUCUCAGUGCAGUAUGCUAGAAAUCAAGUGUUUAUUGGUGCCCAGAACAUAAAGAAUGACAUUCUGGAGGUAAAUGCUCCUCUUUACAGUGGCCAAUUAACAUUAUAUUCACUCUGAUUAAAGGCUAAUGCUUGAAGCAUCAGGUUAUAAACUCUUUACAGUGACCAAUUUACAUUAAUUUAUCAGGUCAGUUAAUAAAACCAAAUUAUCCUAGGCUGUUAUGCUCCAUCACCAACACAGUACCACAGUUCUUUAGAAACUUACCCCCUUAGGAGUCAAAAGGUUGAACACUUUGGGAAUCCUGCUCCAGCAAUUUAAGGGGAAGCAAGUGGCUGUAAAUUAGCUUCCUAUUCUAGGCAAGGUGGAAAUGAUUAGUCAUCUUGAUCAGUCUGCAGAAACUGGGAUUAGUUCUGGUUGUGAAAAUCAGAAGACUCAUGCAGAUGUUGAUGAAUAAUUACCAGUUGUAAUGAAUACAUGAUGAUUUUUGUUUUUACACAGGUGUAUGAUAUUGAUGUAGAGAACCUACCAAUGUUUGUGUAUCAACUUCCUCCAGGAACAUCCAAUGUUUUAUUAACUGACAGGGUUAUAUUUACCAUUACUCACCAAGAACAGUCAGAAGAGGUAAUUAAUUGCAUAUUGAAUGAUAUUGCAUUCAUUUCAACUGGCUUAUCGGCUUGCUGAAAGAGUGAAUGCAUAUAUAAUCUCAGUUAUUUGAUCAUAAAAUUGCACUUUAGACACUGGUGUCAAAGAUAGGACACUAGCAUCUAUAAUCAGAUGCAAGUGUCUGAAAUUUCAUUUAGACCCUUGGGUCUAAAAUUGGAUACUAGUGUCUGAAAUUGCAUUUUAGACACCAUUGUCUAAAAAUUGGACACUACCCUGUAGUGUACAAAUUUGGAUUGUAGUGUCCUAACCCUUUAACUCCCAGAAGUGAUGAACAUGUAACUUCUACUUAUAAUAUCCAUCUAUUAUCCAACAAACAGGUGAUGAGAAUACUCAAAUUUAGAAUUUUUUACCUAUAUCUAAUACCAAAUUCUCCUAACUAACUCAUAAGGAAAAGUGUAACAGCAAGAGGGGAGAAUUACCAAUCAGAUCCUGGGAGUUAAAGGGUUAAAUCAGAAACUAGUGUCUUAAAUUGAACACUUAAGUGUCUAUAAUCUGAUGUCACUGUCUAAAAUUGGACAUAAGUGUCUGAAAUCAGCAACUGUGUUUAAAAUCAGACACUAGUAUCCGAAAUUGGACACUACUGUCUGAAGUCAGCAACUAGUGUCCAAAACUAGUAGAAUAUGUUCCUCUUUAAAUGGAAAUUGGUGAAAAUUUCUUCUUAUUAUUAUUUCUUACCUCUUAGUACUGCCUAACAUGGCUUGGGCUUCUUUAAAUUUCCCUAGGUUAUAGGACUGUUCUACUGGUUUGAAAAUUUCUUCAGUCCACUUGUAGUGCUUAAAGAAGGGAAACUCUGACCAUGUAAACUAAUCAGUAAAUGGCCUCUAUUUCAGUGGUAUGUUUUCCAUUCAACCAGUAACUCUACAGACUAUUUGUUAUAUGAAAUUUAUUGUUAGGUUUGUUUGUAGACUUUGUUGAGCAUCCAGUCCAGUCAGCUUGCAGAAACCUCUCUAUCAGUACCAAAAACUCAUCAGGUACAGCAAUGUCAGACAUUUGAUAGAUCCAUGCUUGAUCAGCUCUGUGUAAUAUUGGUUAUUUGAUUACAUUUAAUUCAAGUAUCAUACAUUUUGAGAAUGACAUGAUUUAAAAUUAUAUUGUACAAAUAACUAUUGCCUGAACUUGUAUGUUUUGAUAUAAUCAAUCUUUUAAGUCAUUCAGUGCUUGGAUGUCAGUAUGUAAUUAAAGCUUAACUCUCGUCCCUUGACAACUUAAAAUAUGAUUUACAUAGAAUCAUUGAAAUACUGUUGGAUUCAGUAUAAAUCACUCAGGGAGACUUAUUUCUGCAUUGGAAUUCAAGUUUUGAUCAUUUUACACUAUUGUUCCAAACUUUCGCAUCAAUAAUUACUAAGUUUGUUGAAAGGUGUUUCUGAAAAGCAGCAAGAACAGUUUGUUGUUCAACAUUGUGGGUUUUUAGUUAGAAAUAUCUGGUUGUAUUUUUGCAACUUAAUUAUAACCCUUUUACACCUCAGCAUCAAUACACACAUUCUCCAUACUGUACUGACAAGGAGAAUUUGUUUUACAAUCAAGAGCUUCUUUAGUCCAUAAUCAUUUCCUUUAUUCUCCCAACCUUAAUGUGUGUUCAGGGGUGAUAUUGUAAGGAGAAAUUAGAUGCUAGUCACUCUGAGGAGUCAAAGGAAACUUAAGUAAUCCAAGAGACUGUAAUUUUCAAAAUUCCUUCGCAGAAGACAGAGUCGAGUAUCAUCCAGACCUUUGUGUUACCACCUGGUGAAAAAAUGGUUGCCAUGUUUCAACACCCAGAGCUGGUGGAGAGUGUUAUUGUCGUGGAUGAUCUUGAUCAUUCACAUGCAACAAGCAGUUCUUGUAGGAUGUCACACACUGUGGAUGGCGUGACCCUGGUCACGACAUCUGGUGUUUUUAAAUGCAGGCCAAAGAUGUCACCAGAGAAAUUGUUUCUAGAGCUAGCUGUCAACAGUGCUGACACAUCAGCUGCCGAUGUGCUUGCCAUCACCACAGGCCUUGAUGUGAAUAAGUUGUAUGAGGUGUGUGCAUCACUAUAUGUUCCUGUAAUAGUGCUUUGGAACUAUUUACAGAUUGAUUUUAAACGUUAUCAUCAUGUAGCUAGGGUGGGUUACUGUUACCAAGUUAGUGCAGUCACAGUCAGUGUCAAUGUGGUCUCUCUUGUGGGACAUGGGAAGCCCUUAUGAGGUUUACAAGAGCAUUGUUGCGUACUUUUGCUGUAUUUUACUUUGGUUCAGUUGUGCUAAUUAUGAUCUCCUCUCUGCUAAGUAGGUUGUUAGGGUAAUUUGGUAUUAUCAACUGAAUUGAUAAUGUAAAUUGGCCACCAUAAAGAGUUUUAAAGCUGACAUUUCAAGCGUUAGCCCUUCGUCAGAGUGAAUGGAGGAAUUGUGGGUUGCAUGUGUAUGUUUAUAUGCAGGAAAUGGAGCUACGCUUUUGGUGUAAAUAUGGUGAUGGGAUGAAAACCACUUGUUGAUACUGUGGGUAUUAAUUAAGAUCAGUGCCAAAAGAGAUUGAUACCCUCCUUUCACAACCUUUACAACACCUAUCCCUUAAUGCCAUUGGCAAAGUGUUUUGAUUGAUUGUUGUGGAAAAUGUCCACUGGAAAUUCAUUAACAGUCUAAUAAUGCAGGCAAUUAUUUAAUAUCUUUCUUUCAGAUGGCUGGUGAUGAGGCAUUGAAAAAAGAGAACUUUGAACAUGCAUUAGAACUGUACCAUUUAUCCAAGGUAAGGGGGGAGAGGGGGUGUGACUGAUCUCUAAUGGGGUGGUUACCUACUCUACCCAGAAGGACAAUAAUAUAAUUAUUCUUCACUGCUCUAUAUUAUGAAUAAGCAAAAAUUCAAAUUGUAACAUGAAAGUUUUUCUUGUCUGUUCAGUGCUCAUUUGAGAGACGUGUUGCUCAAUUUGCAAAACAUGGCAGGGUUGCAGAUAUCCUCGCUUAUCUCAGACAGGUAAAAAUGCUUUAAUUUGUAUUUUGAUUUAUGGGUAGAAAUGAUGAAGUGUUAAUUAAUUAAAAGUUGAUUUGAGGUAUUUCAUCGCAAGUAUUUUGUCCAUCAAUUAAGUAAAUGUCAUUUUUUCUCUAGAUACAUAACACUGGAAGUGUAGAAAUGAAUUUGUGUUAAAAAAAAGAUGUUUUAAUUUUCAUUCAAGGGAACACAGCAAUAGAAAAUGUUAGAUGUUAAAUGUUUGAUGAAAUAUCAUCAAAAUUAAAAUGUAAUCUUUGCUUUGCUUUUUCAAGGCACUCAGUAACCACAGUGAUGUUCACAUUGCAGAGAGGAAACAGCUAUCCAAUCUUACACUCUUCUGCUUCAUACAACAGGUUCUUGCCAAUUGAUGUAUUUUAGAACAUCCUUGUUAAGUUUAGACCCUGGAGUUUUUAAGUAUCAGCUGUGGUGAGCCUCAUUUAUUAAUGAAAUAGCAGACUUCAAACUAUAACAUUACCUUUCAUUGACAGGUUUUGUAUCAUAGUGGAAAUGCAGUUCAGCAACAGAUACUCUCUGAAGCAUUCAGGUAUGGCCACAAUCAUUUUAAUCAAUAAAUUGCCAGUGUACUUUUUUUUAAUAUCAUUAUGUCUCCUUCAGCCAAUUCCUGAAUGAUAAUUUUGACUAUGAUGAGCUCACUGCCUUGGAACAGCUAUCAGCAUAUGGUCUCAAGAACUUCAUGUUUGAUGUAGCUAAGGUUAGUGAGAGAGGUGUAGGGAAACUAAUAAAAAAUUCGCACUUGCAAAUGCUUUUAACAUCCAAUUCCCACCCCGCCCAUCUAUUAAUUUGGGAUUUAUGGCCACUUAACCCUUCACACCCUAACAUCAGUAUGCAUAUUCUCCAUACUGUUUCUAUACAAUUCCUUAGGUGCUGACAAGGAGAAUUUGUUUAUCAAUCAAGAAAAUUUUAAGUUAGUGAUCAUUUCCUUCAUUCUCAUGACCUUACUGUGUGAUACAGGGGUUAUACUGUUGGGAGAAAUUAGAUGCUGGUCACCCUCAGGGGUCAGAAGGUUAAUUACUUAUCCAAAUGUUUCUCUUCAACUAGCCUGUGUCUCUCUUUGUUUCUUCAUUUGUCACAGCCAGUUACUUCAGUCUAGGCAGAUAGUGUUCUCUGCACUCAGCUAUAAAAAUACUCUAGUUGGCAAAGGUUAACAAUUAUUUUUAGCUCAAGAUCAUGGGUAUUGCACUGCUUUGCUGGAUUAAAGUAGGCAGUGCUUCAAAACCGAGUAACCAAUGAAAAUGCAAGCUGUGGUAGCUUCUGUAGAACACUGCACUUACUUCAAAUCCUAUUUAGAAACUUGAGGCUUGUGAAGCCUACGAAAUGAGAUCAUGGAAAGUAACUUCAGACUGACUUUAAAUAAUUUGAACAGUUUGUCAGGGGUUUUGACUGUAUUGCAUGAUGUUGCAAAAUGCACUGUUAAUAAUCUUAGUGGAAAGACUGAAUUGAGACUCAGGCAGUUAUAUUUUAUUCACAGGCAAGAGGGCUCAUGGCUAAAACUCUAGACAUGCUUGCACAGAAAGGACAGUUUCAUCUCUCAUGUGAACUUCAGGGCAAGUUAGCAUCUAGAGGGUUCACUGAUAUCAUCAGCAGAAGUGCCAAUGGUGAGAAAGAUUUUAUUGCGGUACUUGAAUAGAAAGUUUGAUCAAUUUGCAUUCAAUUUGAUAGGAUGGUCUUGCAUUAAGUGUUUUAUUGAGUUGUGCCUGUUCAGAACUUUUUUAAGUAAAGAAAAAAAUGCUUACUUUGGAAGAUGCUUGAAAAUUUUACUGAAAAUGCUUUUAAUUUGUGACUUAUGAGGUUUAUUAUUUUAAGCUUCAGAUGCUAGCCCAACAAAGAACAAUGAUGCAUUCAUUUGUUAUUAACUUUAUUUGAUAUUCACCUCCAACUUAUAAUUACUCUGUAUGUAUAAUAGGUGCUUUCAUACAUUGCAUGGACCCUAAGGAUGCAGUAUCAUUUCUGUUGUCAAAGGUACUAUGAGGCAAAAUCAUUUCCUACAUGUAAUCUGCCUAGGUAUUUUUAUUUUAGUGGUCAGUACUGUUGUAUCAUAAACAUAAUGUGGAAGGUUUUUAAGUGGAGGGUAAUCAUUUUGCUUAAUUAUUUUUAUUGAACUGAUUUUUCUUAAUAUGUUCCUUUGUAUAGCCUGAAACUAUUUUAAGUCAUAUGAAAUUCAUUCUAUCUCAUCUGACGUCGCUGAAUGAAGAAAGCUUGGUGCAUGUCGCUCGAGUUCUGGACCCAUCUCGUCCCUCAUUUAGAUCCUUGGCUAGUAAAAUGAGCCCUCCAAAGCAGAGGUAAGAAUUUGUUAUUGUUAACCCUUUAACUCCCAGGAGUGAUUAUCAUGUAAUUUCUCCCAAUAAUAUCCAUUCCAUAUCCAAAAAAGAGAUAGUGAGAAUUCUCAAACUUAUCAGGUACGAGUUUUUUUCUUGAUCUAACACCAAAUUCUCAUAACUAAGUUAUAGAGAAAUAUGUAGCAGCUAGAGGAGAGAAUUAACAAUCAGAUCUUGGGAGUUAAAGGGUGAAGAAAGACUUAGAUUAGUCAUGCAUUUGGAUAGUAACUGUGUCAAAAAGUGAUAACAACAGUUUUUGUUUAUCUUGAAGUAAAACCAAUAAAUAGAAGAGUUUGAAGUUGUUUUCAAGGAACUUUAACAGAUAAAUAAUUUAUGACUACUGUACAUAUUGUGACUAACAUCCAUGAAAGUUGAAUAAAAGACCUCUUGUUGCAGCGUUUAGAUCACCCCUGAUGAAGGCACUAGACAGGAGUGUUGAAACGUUGGGUCUAUGAAUUGUAACUUCUUUGGUUACAUUCAUUAAAUCUGCAAACCAGUCAGUAGCAUCAAACUAUGUCAAGCUACAUUUUACUUAAAGUUUGUUUAUUUAUACAAUCAAUAAGUUGAACACUAUGUCAUGCAUCAAUUGUAAUGCACACUACCAUGAUAGCAAUUGAGAAAUACAGCUGGAGGGUGUAAGUGGUUCAAGAUGUUGAUGAUCACUGCAAUAAUCCAAAUUACGACAAUUGAGUAAUAAACAAUAAUUAUUAUGAUUGUGAUAGUGAUAAAAGCAACCAUUGUCAGUGAUAGUUAUUGAUUAGAGUUCACAUAAAUAGGCUGAUAUUUGACAUUCAUUUUGUUUCAGGACUAUAUCUGGAAGCUCAAUCAGCUCAGUACUUUCUGUUGAAAGUACAGUCAGCUUUGGACAGGUCUGUCACAGUUAGUUUUUUUUAAUACAAUAAAUCAUUUUAAUUAUUUAAAUUACCCAUACACAUUCAACAGAAGAUCAUUGAAAUCUCCAAAGGAAGGAACUUUUUUCAUUGAUUGUUGCAAAAGAUGUAGGGAUUUAUUAUGGAUUAAGGAAUGAGUGUGAUGUAGAGGUGGUGGGGGGGGGGAUAAGCUGUUAUGAUAAAUUUUUAUGGAAUAUUUAUGAACUAAACUGGAACAAGAUGACAAAGAUUCAAAAGAUCCAUUGAUCUUACCUUCUGCAAACUUCUAAAUAAAUGUUGAAUUUUUCCUUUGUGAUAUAUACAGGAGGAUACUAAGCAACCUUCCCUGCAGGAUCUGAUUGAGCUGUUUUUAUGUUGUCUUUUGGUUUUAAAUCAUCUCAGAGAUGACAAGUUGGAUGCUGAUGCAAGGUGUGUAUUCCUUUUUAUUUCAAUAAUUUUUUUAAAUUUAGGGUGAUGUCAAAAGUAGAAGGCUACCAGCAAAAAUGAUUCAUCUACUCUGGUCCAUGUUUCAGUUUUUAUCUCCAUUUCUUUGAGAAAGAUGGGCAGGCGUUUUUCAUUUUCGAUUGGUUAAGAGUCAUCUUUUAACCACUAGGACCAUGCCCCCAGAUCUGUUCUCCCCCAGCUCCUUCUCUUAAAUGCUUGUGCUUUUGCCAUCCCUAUGUUAAAGGUCAAAUAUGACUUUUUUUUCAGGCAAUGUAAGCCCAGUUUUUUAAAACUAAAUUAUUUUUUAAUGUUGGCAUCUUUGAAAUGAGGGUUAAGGUUCUUGUCAGUACAUGAAUAAUAGCUGCAAAUCAUAUUGGGCCAUUGUGAGUCAUUGAAUAAAUUAGGGUAAGUUUCUAAUUAAAAGAAAUUGUGGUGCUGCAUUGGUGGGAGAGUAUAACAAGGUAAUCUACUAUUAUCAACUGAGUUGAUAGCGUGAAUUGGACAUGGUAAAGAGUUUCAAAGCUGACAUUCCGAGCAUAACCCCUUCCUUAGAGCAGAUGAUUCAAUUUGAUGAAGGGCCAAUGCUUGAAAUGUCAGCUUUGAAACUCUUUAUGGCAGCCAAUUAAUGCUAUCUCAGUUGAUAAUACUACUUAAAAAUUACCCUAUUGUGAGUCAUUGAUACUUUUUAUUGUCCUCGUCCAGAGUUGCGGCAUUAAAGUGUAUUUCUGGUGGUGACCAAGCUUCUGAAAAUAGUCAUGGAAGGAAGAGGGUAAUGUCAAGUGUUUGAGUUCUUAAUUAAAUCGUGGUAUUUAGUGAACCACAUUCUGUAGCACUCUUCCUAUUCCCUACAAACUAAGUAAUGAUUGUUCCUGUUCAUAAUAGGAAGGAACAGUGGAGUUCCUGUGCAGGCCUGUCAGGUUGUCUUGUGGUCAACAACACUCAGCUGUUGUUAGCUCAUCAGGGGAUGUUUAUACCUGGGGAAGAUCGCCAAAAGGAAGGUACAUGUGCUGCCAAAAAAACAUCUCUACAGAAUUAAAUGCAGUUAUAUUUAUGACAAUGAAAGUCUGCCAAAUGUUAAAUCAUCACUGUGCACCUGCUUACAGCAUCAACAUUGACAAAUAUUUUUCUGUUAACAAGGUUACUGUUAGUUGUUAAUUCAGAGAAGAAACCACAUGAUAUAUAGUACUCCCACUUUGUAUGGGGAACAGGACAGCUUCAAGUCGGUAUUCCCAAUAAUGGGGUAGUCAGUGGGUUACUACUGGUAUUUAUUAAAUGGUACCAAGUUUCUAAAGGUGUGGCACAAGUAAGUAGGGAUGUGCCUUCAGUCUUCCUCUGGUUAGUGUUUGCUAGCUAAACAGGGUUGAUUCACCCACCCACUGUAUUUAUCUAUGCUCAAGAAUUUACCAUUUCUGGUUUUAUGUGCUGAUUAGAUUUUGUGGAGUAUAACCAAAUAAAUGUUUUCUUCCAAAUUUCUUGCUGCAGAUUGGGCCAUGGAGAUUUAAUUGAGGAAGAAGGAAAAUCUGUUCCUUUUCGGGUUGAAAUUCUCCACAUGCACAGGUUGGUUUUAUUGAAGUGAGAUUUGGUUUUUCAAAUGUUUUUGAAAUGCUUCAGGAAUGAUUUUUUAUCUUUCUCAUGAUGUUCUUUUAAUUUACUGAUGUAAUGUUGGUUGCAAAUUGAAUGCCAUUGACUGAUUGGUUCAGUGUCUUCCUCCUCUUUUAAGCAGAGUGUAAUUAUCUUCUUUGCUUUAGGAUUAAUGUGUUGUCAGUAGCUUGUGGAAUGGAACACACAUUGGCUCUCUGCAGUGAUGGGGUAAGAGCUAGCCAAAGUUAUGAACCUGUUGCUUGCUCUCAAGAAGAUCAAGAUCAGAAGUUUUGCUCAUUCAUCUCAGCAAGAGAGUUGAAAUUUUGAUGUGAAUAAUACAUUAAUACAGGCUGAACCCUCUCAGCAGACUUAAAGAAGGACUGCCCUCAUCUUAGGCAGGAACCAUUAACCAUGAUUCAUAUCCUUAGUAAGAGGAAAUACAUAUUAAUAUGUUGAUGAGAGGGUAGCUUGCACGAAAUAUGUGUAAUGGAUUAAUUUGAUUAUUUCCUCAAUACAUUUUAAUCUAUUGAUGUGAGGGCAGCUGGGAAGAAGUAUAUGUUUGGCAUUAAUUUUAUUAUUUCUCCUCACCUAGGUGUAUUCUUGGGGAUCAUCAGAGUAUGGACAGGUAGGAAACACAGCAGUGGGAAUAUAGUUAUCAGCAUCCUUGUAAGAUUGCCGUUUUAGUUUUAAAAAUGCAGAGCCCUAGCUACCUGACUGUCACUUGUGAAGUGCUUGACUGUUUAAUUUGUAGUUUUUAACUAGUAUAUGAAAUUCCUACAAAAAUUUCCCAUGGUGUAAGCUAUCUGGUUUCAUUUGAUGGUAACAAGCUCUUUUUAGUGACAAUUUUUGUAUCAGAUAAUGCAUUAUUUGGAAAUAAUUUCAUGUUUUCGCAAAAAUAGUUUUAAUGAUGGUGUGUUAUUUUGUUGUAAAGCUUGGCCAAGGAGACAUGCAGCAACAGACAAGGCCUGUUUACAUUACUGAGCUGUCGGACAAGAAAUGUAUAGCAGUUAUGUGUGGACACUAUCACUCUAUGGCUCUGUCAGCAGAUCACCGGGUGUGGUCAUGGGGAUGGGGUGUCCAUGGACAGUUAGGAGUGGGUAGCAUUGAAGAUGCUCUCCUGCCAACACAUGUGCAAACACUUGAUGAAUAUCAAGUGACUGCACUAGCUGCUGGAUAUUCACACAGUGCAGUACUUACAGCUCAGGUUGGUUUUGGUUUUUUAUUAUAAAUUCUGCACCUGAAUAAGUAAAGCUUCUUUUUGAAUGAUGAAAUGCAGUGGCAGAGCAAUAUUCAAAGCCAGAACUAAUCCAAGUGAUUAGAAUACUGGUGUUCCCCUUGGGACAGGAUGCCAGUACACAGAAGGCUACCCCUUUCCUCCCCCCCCCCUCUUUUUAGCAUUGUGUUAGGUUUUCUCUUAGAGUUUGUUGGUAUCCAUUUUACUGAGAAAAGGCACUGUAAGAGAAAAGAGUCUUCCCCAGGAACAUGCAAACAUGAUAAUGAUGUAACAAGAGUUAAAACAUGGACCUGGUGAUCUAGAGCCUCGCAUACAAACUAUUAGUUUAUUAUGUCUCCCACCCAGUGAGUUUUGUGCCCUGACCAAAACAUUGUAUUUUGACAUGAGUAUUACUAACCUGGGUUACGAGACAAGAGACUCUGCAGCCAUGAAAGAACUUAAUAGGACCCACAUCAAGUAAAAGCCAUACAUUUGAAUUAUUACGGUAAAUGAAAGCAUGGCAAUGUUUUCCAACCUCAUUUAAAACCAUUUCUUUUUUUAGGGACAAGUCCUCACAUUUGGAGGAGGUUUGUAUUUCCCAGUCAAGCAUUAAACAUAAAAUCCCCUAUAUGUAUUUUUGUUUCAAAUUGGUUUGUGUUUUGUUCAUUUUGGGAAAGCAUCAGCAGUAAAGUAUUGUUCAAAAAAUUAAACUUUGGAGACCAACAAUUGAAUGGCAAUUGAACAAAACCUUAUGCUGAAUUUUAGGCAGAUUUAUAGAUACCCUCCCUGUGAUCUGCUGAUAUUUUUUUAAAUCAAGUUUAAUUUAUAGUUUAGACUGAGUAUAAAAUACAAAUCCAUGUAUCAUUGUCUCGCUCUUCAAAAUUGACUAACUUGCCUUUAUUCCUCAAUGAUAUUUAGGUUAGUUAUCUCUGAUUUUAUAAAAACACUUGCCUAGGUAAUUUAUGCAUCUUGUGGUGAUUGUUUGACAUAGGAUUGUAUGGUCAGUUAGGGCUGGGAACCAACAGUAAGCAGACACUUCCUGUGCUUGUGGAAACAUUGAAGCAUGAGAAAGUAUACUUGAUUUGUUGUGGAUCCUUUGAAACUGUAAGUAACAUUGCCAAAUUGGUAAUUGUGAAGAAAGGCUCCCUGAUAAAAUCUAUUGGCCGACAGAUCACUUACAGUGUACCGCCCAACUGUUGGCCAUCUGUUGGCCAACAGUGAGUGUAAACUUUUGGCAGACAGUUGGUUGUCUGUUGGGCCACAGUCAGGCAACAGUCCACGGACUAUUGGCCAUCAGUCAGCUGACAGUCGGCCCACAGCCAGCUGAGAGGGUUUUCAGAGAGUUGUUCUUCACAAUUAUCUCCAACUAUUCUUAGGUUUUUUUUUUUAGUAUUUGCACCAAAUUUGUUACAGGAAAAGAUUUCUUUCUAAAUUUCUCAUGCCAGAAAAAAGGAUAAUUGUGGUACAAAAAGUAAUAAUAAUUUUGGUUUUAGAUUUACUGUGGGUGAUAAUUAAUUUUUUUGUUUUCAGCUGGCUAUCACAGAAGACCAGAAAAUUUUCAACUGGGGAAGAAGUCCACACUUUUUCAGAUAUUGUAUGGUGAGCAGAAUUAAAUUUUUGCAACUGUUGUCAUUGGCUUGAUAAUAAAAAUCGUGGUUUUUUUGACUUGACACCAAUGUUUAGACUACAGUGAAUACAGAGUUUCAGAGAGAAUCAUUUCAUUAUGUAUUUCAGAGACAGGAGUAUCGAUCAAAACGCUCAGCACAGGCGUCACUUCCUUCCAAUGCAACAUCACACAGAUUACUGCCUGUGAGAUUGGACUGUACUUUUUCAUCACGAAUCAAAGAUGUAAGUUUCCAUCAACUCUAAAAGUUCUUAGAAUGAUUUGCAGAAUAUGUACUCAUACCAAACCUUUAAGGAAAGGCUAAAGGAAUUUUAAGAGUAGUCAUUAUAUUGCCGUACUUAAUAAUUAGGCUAUAUCAUAUGUUGAUGUACUGGACCAUACACCUUUGGCCAGAGAAUGUGGUAGCCUCAUGUUUAAAACAAUACAGGGCUUAAGAUCAAAGGGUACAUGUUGUUGGAGACCUAGCCAGGGUAAACAUGUUUUGUUCUGUUGUAUGACACUUUAUUGUCACCACACUGUGCUCCAGCAAAGAACAAAUUAAAGUGUUUGAGUGUGGACACUAGUGCCCAAUUAAAGACACUAGUGUCCAAUUUUUGAAUACUUAUGCCUGAUUUAAAGAUAUUAGUGUCCUAUUUUGGACACUGUUGUCUUAUUUUAGACACUAGUGUCCAAUUUUUGACAAUAGUGUCCAGUUUUGGACAUGGGUGAAUUUUUUUAGACACCUGUGUUCAAUUUUUUACACUAGUACCCAAUUUUAGCUUUUUCCAAAAUGGACAUUUGUGUCUGAUUGUGGACAGUAGCUUCUUGCUUCUUCUGGUUAUGUUUCAGGCUUGUUUUAAUGGUCCUCAGAGUUUGAGAGUACUACAAAAUUUUAAAAACUGUUUUGUCAGGUGUGUUGCGGCAAUUGGCAUUACAUGGUAGUUAUGGAGUCUGGUCAACUUUACAGCUGGGGAUAUGAUGAUUAUGGACAACUGGGGCUUGGUGGAAAAAUGGAACCACAGGUUUGUUAUUAGCUUAAUCUGAAAUUUUUUACCCAAAGCAUUUUGUAACAAUUAAUAUCAAAACAAAUCCUUUCGUACAUGGAUCUUAUUUAUGAAUAAAUGGCAAAAUAUUUAAUUCCACUGUUUUUUUUUUCCUUCCUCUAAGAUCUGCAGUUGUAUGACUGAAGUGUUAAAUGGUAUCUUAAACGGAACGUGGGGGACAUGUGUAACUUCUGAGAGAGUAUCAUUACUUCACUUUUUGGAAAAACUGCUACCAAAAAAAAACCUAUGAUCACGCAUUUUCAACAGCUCAGUCAAAUGGCAAAAACUAUCAUCAACUCCUGUGUCAAACUUGAAUGUGUCCAAACUGUAUGAUAUUUGAUGAUAGAGGAUGAUGUUGAUGAUGUGUAAAAAAGUGCUUGUUCAAAUGUGCAUGAUAGUUAAAACUCUCAUCAACUAAUUAUUACUGUAAGUUUCAGCAAGCUUUAAUUUAAGAACCAAUGAAUCUGUCAAGGUUUAAUGCAGCUUUUCCAAGUUGUCACUAAAUUUUUGUUGUAUAAAAUUUUUAUCAGAUGACCCCCAGACUACUUCACAAACUAUCAAGCAAGAGUAUUACAACUAUAAGUGUUGGUGCAGAGUUUUCUGUUGCUAUGGAUACAGCUGGAUAUGUGUGGGUGUGGGGACGAGCUGACUCAGGGCAGGUAAGUGAAUCAAACACAUAAUUAUUAGUGAAUCAAACACAUAAUUAUUAGUGAAUCAAACACAUAAUUAUUAGUGAAUCAAACACAUAAUUAUUAGUGAAUCAAACACAUAAUUAUUAGUGAAUCAAACACAUAACUAUUAGUGAAUAAAAGGGGCACGUUUCUUAAGAAAGUGUUUCGCUGCUUUGGUAAUUAUGACCCAAGUUGAUAAUGUAAAUUGGCCAUUGUAAAGAGUUUCAAAGCUCACAUUUUGAGUGUUUACCCUUCGUCAGAGCAUCAUAACUAUAAUAGCUUAGUGCUCAUCGCUCUCAUGAAGGGGUAAUGCUGAAAAGGUCAGCUUUGACACUCUUUACAGUGGCAAAUUUAUGUGAUCAACUCAGGACUGAUAAUACCAAGUAACAUAAUUGUUAGGUUGUGAGUGAACAUAUGACUUAUCAAUGAUUGUUUUCAGGUGUACUUUAAAAUUUUAUAGCUCAAUCCUGUACACCUCUACAUCAGUGAGCACAUUCUCUAUACUAUUUUCUAUACAGUUUGUAAGGUGCUGGCAAGGAGAAUGUGUUUAACAAUCAAAAACUUCUUUAAUUUUUGAUCAUUUCCCUGUUCUCAUGACCUUGGUGUUUGAUUUAGGGGUGAUAUUGUUAGGAGAAAUUAGAUGUUAGUCACUCUUAGGGAUCAAAGGGUUAUUACGGAAAAUGAGAGAGAAUGAAUACCUUGUCGUGAUUGCAGGUUUCCAACAUUUUCAAGCAUCAUGUGAAAAUUUAAAUUAUUACAAUAGUGGAAAAUUUUUAAAGUUAAACAUCUGCCUAUCAGGUGAUUUUUGGCACAUACUUCCUGUAAUUAGAUUUUGCAUGCUUUCUUUUAAUCUCACAGUUUGAUUUAUUUUACUGUUAGCUGGGAUUAGAUUUUGGUACCAAUGGUGUUGGCAAGAAGGAAGUUUCUGUGCCUUGUCAGUUAACCAGUCUCCCUCCAAUGAACAGAAAGGCCUCCAUCUCAAGUGAGGUAAGAUUUAUCAACUUUCAUUGGAUAACUAACCAUGCUGCUGUUUUCAUUUUGAUUUCAACAUAUCUUCAAAAAAAACAUAUUAAUAAGCUUAUUUGUAUGGCGAAUGUUUUAGUCCAUACAUUGUCCACUCAGCCGUGGUCAAACAAAAGAUAUACUUUUUUUGGUGGUGCACUGGUAUCACAAAUAGUUAAAGAGGGUAAGUUGCUGAAGAAACUGUGGUGCUGUGUUGGUGGAGGUAUUACAAGAGACUUUAGAACUGAUUUAUCAACUAAGUUGAUAAAUAAAUGUAAAUUUGCAUCAUUAGAGCACUAGCCCUUUGUCAUUUGCUCUGAUUUAGGGCUUAUGCCUGAAACAUCAACUCUCUGUGGUUGCCUGUUUACUUUAUCAUGAUCAACACAGUUGAGAAAAACCAAAUUGUGAUGUAUUUCAAGUUUGUUGUCAUUACUAACAGUUAGAAAUUGUUUCAGCAUUCUCUGAGAUCUGAUUUAAACACUGAUGUGGAUAUUGUGUGGGAUUUACCAGAUCUCUCAUCAAUCGGUAUGAGGACUUUUUGUGUUAUGAUCAGCAUCUGUAAUUGAUAAAUAAAAUGAAAAAAAUUAUAUUUUGUGAAUUGACUUGGUUGAUUUUCAGCUUCAUCAUCCUCAUGAUACAAUGCAUUCAUUAUUUUUUUUUUUAACUUUACCCUUUUGAUCUUUCAUUCUUUGUUACAUGGAUGUUUUUGGGAUUUGGUUUCAGGCAAUAAAUCAGUGCCUUAUGGCAGAGAAGCUCUUUCCAUCACCUUGCGUCAGUUGAGUGAUCAGUAUCCUGCACAGCCAUUGAUCAGGUACACAAUGAUAAAUUACUAAUUAACAACUGCAUUGCUAAGUAGAGGUUGGGUGCCUGAGACAUUCAGGAGCUUCCACUAUUGGUUGCUAUCUCCUUGAUGGAGAGUGCUCCCAUGGCUGGCAAAUCCUGGCAACCCAGCCAUGAGCCCCCACACAGGAAAGGGAAGUAGGCACCCAUCACUCUGAAUAAACUGUCUAGAUGAUGAGCUGCCAUUCCAAACAACACUGAACAUUCAUGCUCAAAGCACAAACAAAACACUCAAAUGAUGAGCAUAUGGAAUUUGCAAAAACCAAUAACUACUAGUGAGAGAACACUGAUGCUCUUUGCUGUUCGCUCUGUUAAAUUGUGUUCAACUGCAUCAAAAGUAAAGUGAACAGUGUGCUUGUAAAUCCUGAGUGACCAAUGUUUAAUAUCUCCUAGCAGUAAUAUUACUGCUGAAACAUUCAUUAAAUCAAGAUAAUCCAAAAAGAGGAAGCUAAGAAGCUUUGAUUUGUUAAAUAUAUAUUCCUUAAUUUAUAGUACCAAAGGAAAUGUUAAAAGAAGAGUAACAAAAAAGUUAAGCUUGGUAUCAUUUCACAUAUUCUAAUUAAUUGUUAGGUAAUGCUCUUAUAUGUAAGUUACCUAAUAUCUACUAUGACAUCUUUUAAUGCAUUUUUGAGUGGCAUCUUUAUUGUGUUCUUUCUUCUUCAGGCACUGUUUGGAUAUUAGGGAUUAUCUUGCAGCUGCAGUUAUUUAUGAAACUGUAGGUGACUGGCCACAGGUAUGUUGUACUGACAAAAAAUAAUUACAAACCUUGAAGAAAUUAUUUCUUGAUAUUUUAAGUCCUUAUGUCUUGUGGAAAACUGGUUUACUCAUUAAUAAAGGGUUAAGUUUCUAAAGAAACUGUGGUACUGUGUUGGUGGGGAAGUAGUUUCAAAAGAGGCUUAAAGCUGACAUUUUGAGCAGUAGCCCUUCAUCAGAGUGAAGGAGGAAGGGCUUGUGCUUGAAAUGUCAGCUUUGAAACUUAGUUAAUAAAUUAUCAACCAAAUUAUCUUGAUUUUGUAAUAGUCAAGAAUGAAACUUUAGAAUGAUAAAAGUUUGCUAUAUUUAAAAAACUUGGAGAAAAAAAAACUCCUGGUGGAUAGGUAACAAUUUUUGUAUAGUGUACCUUCAAGUAAAGUUGAGUUUCCCUUUGUUAUUAGGUCCUUGGCUACAGUUUAAGAUUUCUUAAUGAUUGUUACACCUCUGCAUCUUGUGAUGGAAUAAGAGACAAACUCCUUUCGUCAGCUUUUGACAUCAUGCAUCAUGUUAUCAGGUAAUGAUCAGUAAUAUGAUAAAAGCGAUUUCAUUGAUGUAAAGUUAUGCUGUUGAAAAGAAAUUAAUUCCCACAUUUUGCAUUUACUCUCAGAAAAUUCGCAGAAGCUCAAAUGAAUGAAGAACAGUCGACACAACAGACUGUAUGGCUGUUACAAGAGGUGCCUCAUUAAUCCUUUAACUCUGUAGCUGGCAUCAAUUUUCUUGUACAAUAGGCCCCAAUUGUGGGAAGGGUGGAUAAUGCCAGCCACUAGAUAAAUGUCCAUCUGUUGGAUAGCGCAGUAUGUUUUGAUAAUACUUAUCCACUGGAUAGUUAUUUAUCUGUUUUGUGGAGGAAAAGUGAUGUCAGUGAUGACUAUCUCUGGAAGCUUUAAAGGGUUUAACACAAUUAAGGUGUUAGUUGUGUUUGUUGUUUGUUAUGUGUCAUUUAUUAUAUAUAGUAUUAUUAAUUAUUGCUAUUGUUUUUUUUAAUCUGCAUUGAAUCUGUUGAUCAUGUUUUAUAGGUUUUGCAGUUUUGGACUCACAAUAAUCUCCCAUUUGAGAGCUUGGAAGGAUUUUUAUUGAAGAAUUUAGAUAUCCUUGGCUAUGCUCUCAGUUUAGUGUUAAUCAGGUAAUUUUGGUUGUUGUAUCCUAUAAAGGCCUACAGUUUUAGUUAAGAUUUAUUUUCCAAAUAAAUAGGCUGUAAUAAAUUUAAAAAACUUUCCAGUUGCAAAAUAAAGUUCAUAUAAAAUGCUGCAUGAACUAAUUUAUAAAUCUGUGAUAUUUUCCAUUCAUCUGUCACAAUAAAAUCUAUAGGUGGCAUGACCUAAGGUUAGAUUCCAACAUAAAAUUCAUCCAAUUUUAAUCUUUGUAUUCUAACUUAAAAAAAAAAAUUCAGAAAAGUAAGGCUUUAUCAAUUUUUCAGCUUUAAACUUAAGGUUUCCAAAAUUUACCAUCUAAAUAGUAUUAUUGUGACUUUUCAGAGAUCAUUUCCUUUCCACACCAAACAAGGAUGCUCAAGGAUCAGGUUCUGCAGAAAUCAAUGAUACAAGCAAAACAUUGCCACAAAAUUUUACUGUUGAAUUUUUCAACAAAGUUGUUACUCAUGUGGUUCAUCAGCUACAAGAGGAUGAUUUGGGUGAGGAGUAUGCUUCAGAUUUGAAAUCUAUUCUUGCAAGGUACAGCAGUACAGAGGAUUCUCCGACCUCAAAAGAUGAAACAUUUGCCCAGCCAUUUGCACAGCUAGAUGCAGGCAUUCGACUGAAAGAUUUCCAUGCAGCACAGAAACAUCUCUGGCAAGAGAUCUUAGACAAUAUCAAAAAAGAUCUGGACAAACACCCAUAUAUUGCCUUAUCCAUGACUGCUGCAGCUACCAUAGCAUCUGCGGCAGUUUCUCAACAAAGAGGGUGGAGAGGAGAGGGAGAGUUGAUCACUGAGCCACAACUGCAGGCUGAUGUUGUUUUGUUUACAUGUAACCAUCAUUUUCCAAGAGUGUAUUUCCAGGAGUUUAUUUUGCCAGAAUUUCAGCAACGAAUGUCAGAAUUGGUGAUGCCUUUGAAGCAUACCACAAAACUACUGUUGAAGUAUUACUCCAGGCAAGACGGUUUCUUGCCAACAGCCUGUCCUAUCUGUGUGUAUAACUCCAUCAGAAUAGAACAGAUGGAAAUUGCAGCAGCACAAAGUGGAAAUAUUGAGAACAUGCCUACCAGGCCAUGGGAUAUUUGAUAUCAAGACAAGAUUUAUGUUUUGUUUGUUACUCUUCACUGUCUAAGAAUUUCAAAAUUGACUUGUCAAGUGAAAAAGUUAAAAAAAAGAUAAAAAUUUUCCUAUAACUUAUUAUUUGGUUGCAUUAGAGGUAGGCUUGCUUACAAGCUGUUGUUCAGGAAUAUGGGCCCAUGCACCUCCCUUUCCCUCCACCCCAGUCUUUUCUCGGGGAGGAGCAAAGACCAGACACAAGAGAGUGGCAGAAAUCAAGCCUACAUUAUAGGAUGACUCCAGAGAAAAAAUGUUUUACUGGUGCAGUAUCCAUCUUAAUUCUCUUUAUUAAAAUAACAAAAUUAUUAUUGGGGCAACUUUUUCCCUCAAAAUAUUUUUUUAGCAUUUGUUACCAUAAGAAAUCAGCAAUUAUAUUUGAAAGUUAAAAUUUACAGUUCAAGUCUAUUAAUUAAAAGGUGACAUUAAUGAAAGAAUUUUCUGUAGUAUCACACAAUUUUUUUGUGGAAAUAAGACAAGAAAGGAUUGUUAUAAGAAUAACUUUGCAUCUUACAUAGAUUUAAACUAAAAGAGGCCAUCUGUGAACAUUGUGAGUUGUAUCUUGGUUUAUGAAAUAAGUACACAUCCAGUGAAAAGUGUCAUUUUACAGAGGCCACAAAACAAUAAUGUAAAAUAAACCAUAAGAUAUGCAGAG
Molecule: messenger RNA, 23932 nt
Organism: Pocillopora meandrina
Lineage: Eukaryota; Metazoa; Cnidaria; Anthozoa; Scleractinia; Pocilloporidae
Source: the annotation of a GenBank genome assembly